This is a messenger RNA of Nicrophorus vespilloides, 3773 nucleotides long. Its product is annotated as serine/threonine-protein phosphatase 6 regulatory subunit 3-like. Gene Ontology annotation, cellular component: cytosol; nucleus. The transcript has 15 exons. The record is from RefSeq and is a predicted model, not a curated record. Bases 278 to 2743 code for a protein of 821 amino acids. Gene Ontology annotation, molecular function: protein phosphatase regulator activity; protein phosphatase binding. NCBI's taxonomy places the organism in Eukaryota, Metazoa, Arthropoda, Insecta, Coleoptera, Silphidae.
AGCACUGUAAAAAAAACUUGCUUCCUCCCCCACUGCUCCUUUCCCUAACGGAAAGGUUCGGUUUUCCACACCGGCACCCGUUCCGUUCCGCACGACGAUUUUCACGAUGGAAAUGUCAAUUUAGAAAGUACAACUGUCAUCAUCACAGUCAAUUGAUCAAGUCACUGAAUCUUGCAAAUUGUUGUUGCAAAUGCUAAUACACCAUCAUCACCACCUGUCCAAAUUGUGUCUCACCCACUGAUUUACUUUGCAGCCUUAAAAACUACACAACCGAAACAUGUAUUGGAAGUACAACAACACUGGCCAGAUCGAGACGAAGCUGUUCAAAGAGAAUAUUACACUCAAGAAACUUAUGGAUGAAGAUGGUAUCCUGAACGAAUGCAAGGUGCAAAAUAAGGCGCUAAUAAAUUUUUUAAUAAAACCGGAGAUUCUGGAGGAGCUGGUGACACUGACGACCACCGAACCCAGCGGCGAGACGGACGAGCUGAAUCGCUUCAAGUAUCCAAACAUCGCCUGCGAACUGUUGACCUGCGAUAUCCCGCCACUCAACGAGCGACUUGCCGGCGAUAAAGCUCUGCUGAACAAGUUGUACUCGUUCCUGGACAGCGAUGAGCCCCUAAAUCCACUGCUGUCUUCAUUUUUCAGCAAGAUCAUGGCUGUUCUGAUCGCGAAAAGACCUGAGCAGAAUUGGCUUUCAUACCAGCUGACUUGUCUGCAGGUCCUGGACUUCCUCAAAGCCAAGGAGAACUUUGUGUCUUUGCUGCUGAAGCACAUCGGCACCUCAGCGAUCAUGGACUUUACGCUCAAACUGAUGUCCCAGGUUGGCGGUGUGCAAUUGCGACAGAAUAUCUUGGGCUAUUUGGAUGAUCAGAAGAUGAUUCAGUCAUUGAUCGGUUUGCUUCGUCCUAAUGAGGACAGUGACAAACAUCAUAACGUCGCUCAAUUGCUGUGCGAUUUCCAUCAGUUGGCCCGUGAUAAUCAGCGCCAUUCGACGGAGACGAACGAUCCGGAUUUGCUGUUGAACACGCUCGAGAUGCCAGAAACAGUUGAUUUGCUAUUGGAUGUUAUUCUCGGUGAGGAAAAGAGCGAAUCCGGUAUUGUCUCUGGUAUACAAAUUAUAUUAGAGUUAUUAGACGCCAAUAAAUCUAGCAUUCCAAAGUAUGAAUUCGCAAAUGCCUAUGAUGAGAAUUACCAGGAUCUCAGUGAUGGGGAUUGUGAUAGACAAGUUGUCGAGAGCACGACGAGAGUGAUCUUGAAACGACUGAAGGAUUUCCAUAAAUUACUACUCGACCCUCCAAAGAGAGACCCUAUAGUGACUACAUUUGGUGAACUGAAGCCGCCCCUAGGCAACACCAGACUCCAGAUCAUUAAAUUGUUGGCUGUCGUCAUCGGCUGCGGCGGUCCAGAGAUCGCUCAGGAGCUCGUGUCGCUAGGAACAAUGAAUGUUCUCCUAGAUCUGUUCUUCGCCUUCCCCUGGAACAACUUCUUACACGCUCAAGUUCAAGCGUGCAUCGCAGCCGCCCUUAAUUCGCCUUUGCCCACUGAGCAGGGCGAUAACGUUGCCUUAUCUAAACACUUAUUGGUAGACUGUAAAUUAGUAGAUAGAAUUCUGGAUGCGUGGAACGAAAAUGAAAAUAGACAAACUCAAAACAAAGGAGUGAGGCAAGGUUACAUGGGCCACUUAAUUAAUAUUGCUAAUAAUGUAGUCAAUCUGUGCACGGAAGGUCCUUUGACUUCCGUGCUCAAGGAUAACUUACCCGAGCUUGUCGAAAAACUGCAGACGUUCAAGGAAGGUCCUCUGACAGAGACCAAUAAGAAACAGGAGUCGUGGCUGGCUGGACUAAAUCCGCACGUGUCCAAUGACGAAAGCAGCGAUUACAGCGAAAUUCCAUUCCCACAAUCGGAAAUCGGAGAACAAGUAAAUAAUUUCAACGAGUACCAGAUGCAGCAGCUCAACUCCAAUUUCUGCGAUACAUACGGGUACAGUGAUGAUGAAUUCAAGGACGGCGACGACACGUUAAACAUCAAAUUUAGAUCGGUCAUGAACUUUGACUUGUCAGAAGGAGAUUUGGUCCAUCAGCACGAACUCUUCAAGCAGGUCUGCGCGCAAAACAUCAACACGUUGGACGACGCCGAGGAUCAGAUCUUUGAAGACAAAGAGCACACCUUCCAGACCGUUAUCGAGAAGGACGUCGAUCGGAACAGCGACAGCGACGACGAGGGUAGUCCGCGAGGCGAUGAUCCUCUCAUGGAAGUCGAACCUUGGAAUUCGUCGAACAGACCUAGUGAAGCUGCGUCCUUUAACUCUGAGAAUCCAUGGUAUUCGACCAUCACGGACGUGAGUAACGCAACGGGCUGGGCGGACUUUAGCUCAGCUUUCGAUGCUGACUUUGAGAGCGUGCAAUUUAAUACGAACGGCAGUCCGAAGGUAGCGACGUCAACACCUCCGCGCGUCGAGGGCGAUCUGUCCGUGGAGAGCAUCGACGGUGAACAAUUAGUGGAGAAUAAUUCCGUAAAUUUUAUUGAAGUUUCUCAAGUCGAUGGAGAAUUGGGGGGCACGGUGGUAAUUGAACAAAACCCAUCCGAAGUGAUAAUGGAAGAAGUGACGGGGGGGUCGACAGUAGUAGUAGCAGCAGCAGCAGCAUCAUCACCACCAUCAGCAGUCGAUGAGAUGAUAACAACCACCGCAAAUGCGGCGACGGAGAAUAACGUGGGAGCAGCCAGCAGCAAUGAGGCCGUGUGAGAUAGAAUACUCUGCUGACAUAUCACAAUAAUAGAAUUGUCUGUGCGAAUGCCAUAAUGGACAGAUUGUUUGUAUAGUAUUUUGUAAUUACCAAGUUUUAAUCAUCACUAAUUAUCCCCCGAAUGUUUACGAAAACAAUUCUCCGUUUGUUUCUCUUUAUUUUAAUUGCUACUUAUUAUUAUUAUUAUUACUUUUGUUUGUUUGAUAUUUGUUUAAUUUUUAAAACGUAUAACUGAAUUCAUCUAGCAAUAUAUAACACUGAGCGCGUACCACUUUUGUCUGAGAGCGAUCUUUUGAUGGAACACACACACACACAAGUCAAGUGGGGGCCUACUAUUAUUAUUACUAUUACUACUACUAUUAUAUUAUUAUUAUUUUUUUGAUCUCUUGCGAGGGAAAGUUUCGUUUCGUGUGAAUGUUCAUUUAUUUUGUUUCUUUCUUCUUUUUUUUUUAUAUAUAUACAUAGAUAUUUUAAUAAUUUUAUAAUUUCUCAGCACAAACUCUGUUCAGUAUUGUGAUAAGGAUAUCCCCCCAAUUUAGAAAAAAAAAACAAUGGAUGAUGAUUAUGUGAAAGGAAGGGGGGACGGAAGAUAGGAUGGACAGAUAUAUUCAAUUUCAUAAUUAAUACUUUCCAGGUGUGUUUGGUAGCUGCUACUCUACUACGGCUUUAAUUAAUGCGCUACGGCUUAGGAACUGGAUUAACUAUCAGAUUGAAUAUAUUAGUGUAGGAAGAGAGUGUGUAGCUACAGAAAGAAAUAUAAGCAAAAGCAGGUGAUGAAUAUGAAGAAAUUCAGAGUGAUGAUGUUGAUGAUGAUGAGUCGAGACGAGAGAGCAGCCUGUAUUUUAGACAUUAGUUACUUUAUUGUGCCUGUUAUUGCAAUCAUAAAUGAAAAUUAUACCAAAUAUUUUCGCGGUGUAAUCAUCGAAUAAUAAGAAAUGGAAAGAGAUGUAAUAAGAGGAAAGACAGAGAGAGAGAGAAGGAAAGAAUUAGAUACUUAAUGAUUUUUCAUUUAUUUAUAGUUAUUAUAUU